This is a messenger RNA of Trichomycterus rosablanca, 2598 nucleotides long. RefSeq names its product NACHT, LRR and PYD domains-containing protein 3-like. NCBI's taxonomy places the organism in Eukaryota, Metazoa, Chordata, Actinopteri, Siluriformes, Trichomycteridae. The transcript has 7 exons. The record is from RefSeq and is a predicted model, not a curated record. Gene Ontology annotation, molecular function: protein binding. Gene Ontology annotation, biological process: intracellular signal transduction. The coding region runs from base 1 to 2598 and encodes 865 amino acids.
AUGGCUCAUGUCCUUCCAUCUUGGCAGGAUGGGACUACGGCUCAAGACCAACCAGAAUCAAGGGACCAUGAGCAGCAACAAAACGGUGCCAGAGAGGGGGCGCCGAAGAGCACAGAGCUCAUACACCAACCAAAUCCUACACUGCAGACCAAGCUGGAACUGAUCACUGUGUGUCAGCAAAAACUCAAAUCCAAAUUAGUUGAGAAGUAUAGAAGAGUUUCUGAAGGAAUUCAACAUACUGGAACUUUAAUACUUCUGAAUGAGAUCUACACUGAGCUCUACAUCACUGAGGGUUCGAGUGGAGACAUCAAUAGUGAACAUGAGGUGAGACAGAUCCAGACGGCAUCUGGGAGACCCACAACACAGGAGACGACCAUCAGAUGCAACAAGCUCUUUAAAGACGGGUCCAUCAGAACCGUUCUGACUACAGGAGUUGCUGGAAUUGGAAAAACAAUGUUAAUAAAAAAGUUUGUUUUGGACUGGGCUGAAGGAAAAGCAAACCAGGACGUGAUGUUCAUGUUUCCACUUCUUUUCAGAGAGCUGAACUUAAUAAAGGAAGCACAGCUCAGUCUGAUUCAUCUUCUUCAUCAGUCUUUUCCAGAAAUCAAAGAUUUACAAUCAGUUGACUUUGAUUCCCAGAAAGUUGUUUUUAUCUUGUGUGCCCUAGACGAGAAACGACUUCCCUUAGAUUUUCAGAAGAAUGAGAUCAUACGGGAUGUAACAGAACCAGCCUCCGUGGACAUUCUGCUGACAAACCUCAUCAAGGGGAACCUGCUUCCAUCUGCUCACCUCUGGAUCACCUGUCGAUCGGGAGCAGACGAUGAGAUCCCUCCUGAGUGUGUAGACCAGGUAACAGAAGUACGAGGGUUUAACGACAGUCAGAAAGAGGAGUACUUCAGGAAGAGGAUCAACGAUCAAAGUCUGGCCGAUAAAAUAAUCCGACAUGUGAAGUCUACAAGAAGCCUCCACAUCAUGUGCCACAUACCAGUCUUCUGCUGGAUUUCAGCUGCUGUUUUUGAGAGAAUGCUGAGUGGAGAAGAGAGUGGAGAGAUCCCCAAAACUCUGACUCAAAUGUUCACCUACUUCCUGAUCUUUCAGACUAAACACAAAGACCAGAAGUACCAGUUUGACGCUGACAAAACCAGACAGACUAUACUGGCUCUUGGAAAACUGGCCUUUCAACAGCUGGAAAAAAACACCAUCAUAUUUUAUGAAGAAGACCUGAGGGAGUGUGGCAUUGAUGUAAAAGAAGCUUCUGUGUAUUCAGGAGUCUGCACCCAGAUCUUCAGAGAGGAGUUUGGGCUGAACCUGUUCAGCUUUGUACACGUGACCGUUCAGGAGUUCCUGGCUGCAUUAUAUGCAUAUCUCACCUUCGUCAACAAAAACGUCACGGAAAAACAAACUACUGAUCUGUCUGAUCUUUUUAACCAGAAAACAAUGUCAGAAUUCCUCAAGACAGCAGUGAAGAAAGCUUUGCAGAAAAAGAAUGGCAACUUGGAUCUGUUCCUUCGCUUUCUUUUGGGUCUCUCACACAAGUCUAAUCAGAAUGCCUUACGAGAUCUCCUGCCGGAGACAGAGAUCAGCUCUCACAGCCAAGAGGACAUCAUCAAGUACAUCAAGAAAAAGAUCAAAGAUAAUCCAUCUCCAGAGAAAUCCAUCAGUCUGUUCCACUGUCUGAACGAACUGAAUGAUAACUCUCUAGUGCAGGAGGUUCAGAACUACCUGAACAGUGGAGAUGCCAAACGUCCAAACAGAAGCAGACUGUCCUCCUCUCAGUGGUCAGCUCUCGCAUUUGUGUUACUGAGCUCAGAUGAGGAACUGGAUGAAUUUGAUUUGAGGAAGUACGAAGCAUCGGAGAGGUGUUUUUUAAGGAUGCUACCAGUGGUCACAGCUUCCAAAAAAGCAAUGCUUAACGAGAGUAAACUUACGAAGAAAAGCUGUGAGGCUCUGUCCUCAGUUCUCAGCUCCUCCAGUCUGAUAAAACUAAACCUGAGUAAUAAUAAUCUGAAGGACUCAGGAGUGAAGAGGCUCUUUGCUGGAUUGAAGGACCCACCACAGUGUAAACUGGAGAUAUUGUGGCUGAGUGCUUGUAAACUUACGAAGAAAAGCUGUGAGGCUCUGUCCUCAGUUCUCAGCUCAGAGUCCUCCAGCCUGAUAGAACUAAACCUGAGUAAUAAUAAUCUGAAGGACUCAGGAGUGAAGAGGCUCUUUGCUGGAUUGAAGGACCCACCACAGUGUAAACUGGAGAUAUUGUGGCUGAGUGCUUGUAAACUCACAAAGAAAAUUUGUAGAAUUCUGUCCUCCAUCCUGAGCUCAGAGUCCUCCAGCCUGAAGGAUCUGAACCUGAGUAACAAUGAUCUACAUGAUUCAGGGGUGAAGCUGCUCUGUGAUGGACUGGAGAAUCCAAACUGUAAACUGGAGAUCCUGAGGUUGUCUAGUUGCAGGAUUACAGAUAGUGGUUUUACUGCUCUGGAUUCAGCUCUGAGAAAUAAUCGCUCUUCACACCUGAGGGAACUAAACCUGAGCAACAAUAAAGCAGGAAAAUCAGGAGAGAAGCUGAUCAAAGAUCUACAGGAGUAUUUACACUCCAGGCAUUAA